CAAUCGACCACUUUACUACAACGACACACAACAUUGCGCAUACCACCAUAGCCGCAGGAACAAACGAUCGAAAACAUGACAGAACUACAAGAAGAUGUUCAGAUGGAUACCCAAGACAUUGAGCUGGAAACACCACCUUCAGACGUCUUCAUGGCACCUUCAAUAUCCAAAUCAGGCAUUCUUGGCGGGAAGUCAUAUUCGCACUUCUCGCCCAUACCCAAGCAGAUUGCAGAUGACAUGUCUGGAGAAGUCGUGCUAGGUGUCGACGAGGCUGGACGAGGUCCUGUCUUAGGCCCGAUGGUGUACGCCCUCUUUUACCUACCAAUCGAACUUCACCAUUCGCUCCUCGCCGAAACGCACCACUUUGACGACUCCAAAGUCCUGACUCCCGAAGUCCGCUCGAACCUGAUGCGCAAACUGUGCACCCAAGGCUCAGAUCUCUACGAAGCUGGUGGAUGGGCAACACGCGUAAUGUCUGCGCAAGACAUCUCAGCGCAUAUGCUAUCCCCAAAUGUGUACAAUCUCAAUGCGCAGGCUAUGGACGCGACAAUCGACCUGAUCAAAGGAGUGCUGGCACAAGGCGUCAACGUCAAGGAGAUCUACAUCGACACAAUUGGCAAACCAGAAAUCUACCAGAAGAAGCUAGAGAGGAUCUGGCCCACAAUACGGAUCACAGUUGCGAAGAAGGCCGACAGCCUAUACCCCGUCGUCAGUGCAGCAUCGGUAUGCGCCAAGGUCACUCGAGACGCAGCCCUAGAUGUGUGUUAUGAACCCUACCAGAAGCGCAACACAGACGCGAAUGAAGACGCUGAAGUCAAGGUGGCUUGGGGUUCAGGGUAUCCAUCGGACGCGCGGACAACGACCUGGCUGAAGCAGAAUAUGGACCCUUUCUUUGGCUGGGGUAGCGAGACUCGCUUCUCGUGGGGAACCGCGAAAGAGCUACUUGAAGGGAAGAAAGCGGAUGUCACUAUUGACUGGCCUGCUGAAGACGACGGCAACGACAUGUGCAUGACAGACUUCUUCAGUGGCAAGAAUGAAGGCGGUGGUGACGAACUGGUUGACUGGUUCGGGAAGCGUGUCACUCAGGAGAUGGACGUAUUCUGAACGCUUCAUGACAGAGACUGUCACCACGAGAACCGCUGAAAGAACAAAACAUGCAGGACACAGCGGUCGGGCGCAUUUAUCGGUCCGUUCCAGACCCGCACCGGGCGUCAAUAUUGCAAGCAGGGUCUACCAACCGGCCAGCCUCACAAA
This is a messenger RNA of Alternaria rosae, 1254 nucleotides long. Its product is annotated as ribonuclease HI large subunit. NCBI's taxonomy places the organism in Eukaryota, Fungi, Ascomycota, Dothideomycetes, Pleosporales, Pleosporaceae. Gene Ontology annotation, biological process: DNA replication, removal of RNA primer; mismatch repair. The transcript is spliced from 2 exons. The coding region runs from base 76 to 1104 and encodes 342 amino acids. The record is from RefSeq and is a predicted model, not a curated record. Gene Ontology annotation, cellular component: ribonuclease H2 complex. Gene Ontology annotation, molecular function: RNA binding; RNA-DNA hybrid ribonuclease activity.